AUGGGAGCUGGGUGCACAGUGCCGAAAUCGAUGUUCUUUGUCGGCGCGCCGCUCGGGUUCGCGCCUCUCGUGUCCAUUUCGACAAGGACGUCGUCCUACUCGCUGCAUCGCUCGGCGGUAGAAUACUCGCUGCGUCGCUCGGCGGUCUUCCUGAAGGAGGCCAGCGACGAAGCCGAGCCGCCGUCACUGCACGGCGUGGGCAGCAUCUGCGAGUUCGACGAAGGGAAGCAGGGACACGCCCGCGGACUGCUUGGAGUCAUAAUCAAAGCCGAAUCGAAAGCCAAGGGCGGGGCGCGUUACGAGGUGCUCGACGCGGACGGACGCACUCACCCGAUCAAGGCGGCCCAGGUGCGCGCGACCUUCGCUGCGUCCAAGAAGCUGAAAGACCCGCUCGACGCGCCACUCGUGCUGGCAGACUACGUGAGGGUGGCGGAGAAGGCGCCGACCGAGCUGGGCGUCGAGCCAGAGAUGCUCGAGGUUGCGUGGGAGCUGGCGAGCGAGGCCGACGCGCCCCUCUCGGCAAAGCAGAUCCUAGGCGUCAUCGAUGAGGCGCUCUGCGCCAGCCCAGUCCAGCUCUUCGCGGCGUACCGGCUGCUCACCAGCGAGGAGCUCAUGCACUCUCUGCACUCUGCUUGCCGUGAUGUGGGCCGGGUCUUCUUCAAGGCGAUCGGAGACAAGUACAAAGCCAAGGCGGCCAAGGCAGUGGCCGCGUCGAAGUCGGCGCUCUGCUCGGCCGCCGACGCGGAUGCGUAUGGCGACGAGUUUUGCUUGGUGUGAUGACUGCCAGACUGGACCGCCCGCCCAUGCCGGCACGCGAUGACGUACCACACUUGGUUUGCGCAAACGCACCAGGAUUAAAAGCGAGUCCGUGUGUAAGCACUUAUAUAGAAUAGAGCAGUCCGCAGAGUAAUUUCGACAGAGGCUCUGCUGAAAAAACCGCGAUCCCGGCCUGAGGACUGAGAACGGGGCUCGGGGGCCCUGCCUUUCGCCGAAAGAGUACGUUUCGCCUUUCGGCGUUCAUGUAGGGCCGCAGGGCCAGGGGGCGGCAGAGUAAAGAGAGCGCGCUCGUCUGGGCCGUGCCUCAAUAUUCGUCAGCCUAUCCGAUCUCCGCCGCCGUGAUCACACGACCCCCCAGCGCGCGUGUGCCGCGAGGCAGGGAAACUCGAUCGCCAUGUCGUCAUCGUCCGCGGGGCAGCGGUACCGAUCCUCCAGCCACGCGCGCAGCACCGGCGCUUCGCCCGCCUUUGUGAGUCGAAUCAGCGUCAUGUCGUCGUCGCGGAGCGAUCCGAGGAAGCCCUGGUACUUCUUGAUGGCAGCGAGCUCCUUCUCAAACGCCGCCACUGCUCGUGGCGUCGCGUCCUUCAGGUAACCUGCCUCUGACAGGGUGUCAGUCAACAGUGUCGGAGCAGUAUCGACGAGCUUGAUGGGAUCGCGGGAGACGCAGCUGUCCUUGGCGGGGAUGCAUUGCGUGCAGCAGUAGAACUGGCACUCACGGCAUCCCACGUGCCCGCCAUGUAUUUUAUCAUGGCAAAGGUUGCAGACAGCACGGCCAGAGCUGCUGCGGAGCUUCGAGAGCGGGCGCACGAAACGUCGAAAGGCCGCUGAAAGGAUGUCCUGCCUGAGGUCCUCAGGUUCAGAACCGGCCCUCAGCAACAUGCCGGCGAGGAACGACAGUCGAGACG
Messenger RNA from Emiliania huxleyi CCMP1516, 1682 nucleotides. RefSeq lists its product as hypothetical. The record is from RefSeq and is a predicted model, not a curated record. The transcript is spliced from 3 exons. The coding region runs from base 1 to 777 and encodes 258 amino acids. Lineage: Eukaryota; Haptophyta; Isochrysidales; Noelaerhabdaceae.